Messenger RNA from Achroia grisella, 1750 nucleotides. It is a transcript of the gene Suc1, whose product is annotated as sucrose-6-phosphate hydrolase-like. Lineage: Eukaryota; Metazoa; Arthropoda; Insecta; Lepidoptera; Pyralidae. Bases 20 to 1489 code for a protein of 489 amino acids. Gene Ontology annotation, biological process: carbohydrate metabolic process. The transcript has a single exon. Gene Ontology annotation, molecular function: beta-fructofuranosidase activity. The record is from RefSeq and is a predicted model, not a curated record. Gene Ontology annotation, cellular component: cytoplasm.
UUACAUACAAGCCGCAGUCAUGACGGUAAUCAGAUUGUUAACGGUGUUUUGUCUUCUAACAAUAGUAAAUUCAGAGUCUGCUAAUCAAAGGCAACAUGCUACAGUUGCUGAAGUAGAAGAAUAUAUUGAAAAAACAAAGCAAAAUAUAAACCCAAGGUACAGAUUACAUUAUCAUGUUGCUCCUCCUGUAGGUUGGAUGAAUGAUCCCAAUGGAUUCUCAUAUUACAAGGGAGAAUACCACAUUUUCUACCAGUUCUAUCCGUAUGAUAGUGUAUGGGGCCCAAUGCAUUGGGGGCAUUCUUCGAGCCCCGACUUGGUCAAUUGGAAGACACUACCAACAGCAUUGGUGCCUGGAGAUGUCCAGUGUUUCUCAGGGAGUGCUGUUGUGGAUGGAGAUACAUUGACACUGAUGUACACUGCUCAUGAAAUUACCGAUAGUGAACCGUAUUAUAAUGAAACUCAAUUUCUGGCGUACAGCGACGAUGGCAUAAAUUUUAGAAACUAUGAAGGCAAUCCUGUUUUACCGGCAGCGCCUAACGGAUCUCCAGAUUUCAGAGAUCCCAAAGUUUGGAGGCAUGGAGACUUCUGGUACGUAGUCAUUGGCAGCAAAACAUCAGAUGAAAGAGGUAGAGUUCUUUUAUAUCGAUCAAGCGAUUUGAAGGAUUGGGACUUUUUGACAGUUAUCGGUGAAUCUACUGGUGAUAUGGGUUACAUGUGGGAAUGUCCUGAUUUCUUUGAAUUAAAUGGCAAACAUAUAUUGUUAAUGUCACCCCAAGGUAUUAAUCCAGAAGGUGACCGGUACAAGAAUACUUAUCAAACAGGUUAUAUAAUAGGUACUUUCAAUUAUGACACUUAUGAAUUCGUUCAAGAGGUGCAAUUUCAAGAAAUGGAUUAUGGACAUGACUUUUAUGCAACACAAACGACAGAUUUAGAUGGGAAGAGAUACGUUAUCGCUUGGUUUGGUAUGUGGGAGGUACCUCAUCCUGAAGAAGCAGAUGGCUGGGCUGGAGCCCUGACUCUUAUUAGAGAACUUAGCCUAGUUGGAGAUCGUAUUAUAAUGAAGCCAGUGGAAUCUAUGAUUAGUCUUAGAGAAGAGAAAUUGCUAGAUGGAGAAUUCCAAGCAGGAGAAGUGAUAAAUUUUGAAAAAACUGGCGAAAUUAUAGUAGAAGGUGAUUUGGAAAAUAAAAUUGAACUGUUACUCGAAGGUAGAGAGGGUGGGGGCAAAGUGUGGCUAAAAUGGGAUCCUGAUGUAGAAAAGGUUAUAGUAGAUAGAGGAUCCGGUGACAUAAGACAGGUAGAGUGGAGUCCAUUAGAUUCAAAGUCAUGGAGAAUAUUUUUAGAUGCAAGUUCGAUUGAACUAUUCUGUGGUGAAGGCGAAGUGGUUUUCAGCAGUCGAGUUUUUCCUGAAGGCGGUUGGAAAUUGACAAAUCAAAGUCCUCAAAUAUUGAAUAUCACACUGUACAAAUUAAAAAGGAGUGUUCCAGCAUGAUUUUUAUCUACAUAUAAUAAUUUUAUGAUUUAACAUCAUACAUGCUUCAUUCACUUAAAUUAUACAUAUACACACACAUUCUUUUUCACAUACUCUCAUAUACACACAAGUGAUUUUUAAUUCAGAUACAAUUAUCGUAUUUAUAAUUCUUAAAUGUUCUAUUACUUUUAUUUAUUAUGAAAUUUAUAAUAUUUGAUUUUUACUGCUAAAUUAAUCUUUAUUCUAUUUGCCAUAUUAUGUUUUUUUUUCUUUUGCUAAGUC